AUGAUAAAAACCAUCGAUGAAGUUGGUGCCACGCAGAUCUGGCGUAACGACCGGUUCUGGUUAGCGGCAGAUCACAUCGUCGAUCCGAGAAUUGAGCAUCUUCCGAAAGUUAAGGCGUUGGUCGAGAGAUCCGAAAAAGCGCAGAGGGAUUUCAAGUUGACGGAUUAUAAGGGGAAGAAUUACACCAUCCUCCACACAGAAUUCGUGAGAGAAAGAGCCCAACCUGGAAUGCUCUUGGUUGGCUCCGAUUCACACACCUGCUCCUCCGGAGCCGUGGGCUGUCUUGGAAUCGGACUAGGAGCUGCAGAUGUAGCGAUGUCGUUGCUCAAUGGGGCUUCAUGGUUCAAGGUCCCAGAGUCGAUUAGGAUCAAUAUAGUAGGAGAGCCGGGAUUUGGUAUUGGAGGAAAGGACGUUAUUCUUCAUAUACUCGGGCAAUUGAAAAGGAAUACUGUUGCUGCUGAUAGGAUUGUGGAGUUCGGAGGGCCGGGUGCGAAGUAUCUUUCUUGUGAUGACCGGUUUGCUAUUUGCAAUAUGUGCACGGAAUUUGGCGCCAUAACAGGAGUCUUCAUACCAGACUCAGUCGUGCAAGACUACAUCAACCGCCGAAAACGAACCCUCUACAAGUCCUCACCACUAUACUUCCAACCCGACAACGACGCCCAAUACGCGGAAUCCUUUACCGUCGACCUCACACAAGUCCAACCCUACAUCGCCCUCUACCCCUCCCCUGACAACGUCAUCCCAGUCAAAGACUGCUCCCCGAUCAGUUUCGAUGGCGUCUUCAUCGGCGCAUGCACCACAACUGAGGAAGACCUGAUCCUAGGCGGACUAGUCCUACAAGUCGGACUACAGGAGAACUUACCUUUGAAAAAGGGUAAAAGACAUGUAGUAUUCGGGUCUCUGCCUAUUAUCAAACGGUUGCGGGAAUUGAGUAUUACGGGGAUUUACCAUGAUGCUGGUUUUCAGGAAUCUGCCCCCGGAUGCAGUUUUUGUGUUGGGAUGGGGGCUGAUCAGGCAGGUGUGGGGGAGACGUGGCUUUCGUCGCAGAAUCGAAAUUUUAAGAAUCGGAUGGGCAAGGGGUCGUUCGGCAACAUCAGUUCUGCAGCUGUUGUUGCAGCGUCGAGUUUCUCGAUGUCACUGGUUGAUCCAUCGCCGUUUCUCGAGAAAGUCAACAGAAGCAUAUAUAAAGCCCUAACGCGGAAGGAUACCAUGUCGAGACAGACUGACGCAGUUUUAUAUGUCGAGCCCAGCAUUUUGCAGCAGUCGCCCAGCCAGCAGUCCGUAAAAACAGAUCUUCCCAUGCACGAUACGAUACCUGGUAGCAAUGAAUGGAUGAUCACAAGCAGAGUCCAGGCUCUCGGGGACUUCAUCGACACCGAUGCACUCGCACCAGCCGAAUACCUCGUCGAAUGCGAAACAGACGAAGCUCUAGGCCAACACUGCAUGGAGCAUACGUUUCCUGAGUUCCGAAGUUCUGUCAAAGCAGGUCGUCAAGUCAUCGUUGCAGGUGAGAGCUUUGGCUGCGGGUCGUCUCGUGAAGAGGCACCUAGGGCUCUUAUUGGCCUCGGAGUCCAAUGCGUAAUCGCUAAGUCCUUCGCCUUCAUAUACGGUCGUAAUCAGCCUACCCUAGGGCUUCUAGGGAUUACGGUACAGGACGAGUCAUUCUAUGGCAGUGCAACGGAUAACACUGAAAUUACAAUUAAUGUCUACGGCCGGGAGAUUACAAUUGGAGAACGAAAGUGGAAGUUCGAGCUCGAUAAUCUAGAAAUCAAGAUGCUGCAGAAUAAGGGCCUGGCGGAGGCAUAUAAGAAGUUUGGGAAGAAUGUAUUUAAUAGUUUAUGUGGAGAUGGACAUACGGAAGGGUCGUCGGGGAUGGAAGCUGAGUCUAUUGAUUCUUCGCUGGAGUGGUGA
Messenger RNA from Aspergillus chevalieri, 1911 nucleotides. RefSeq names its product aconitase family protein (gene acoC). Bases 1 to 1911 code for a protein of 636 amino acids. The transcript has 6 exons. Gene Ontology annotation, molecular function: hydro-lyase activity. The record is from RefSeq and is a predicted model, not a curated record. Lineage: Eukaryota; Fungi; Ascomycota; Eurotiomycetes; Eurotiales; Aspergillaceae.